Molecule: messenger RNA, 5133 nt
Organism: Naegleria lovaniensis
Lineage: Eukaryota; Heterolobosea; Eutetramitea; Acrasida; Naegleriidae
Exons: 6
Coding region: 1-5133 (1710 amino acids)
Biological process (GO): cilium assembly
Cellular component (GO): axoneme
Molecular function (GO): protein binding
Source: RefSeq, a predicted model, not a curated record
AUGAAGUCCAUACCAACUAUAUCGAGUGAGAUGAUUUGCUCCAACGGUUACGGAGGAAAGAGGAUUCAUGUCGUUGAUAACGAUACAAUUGCCUUUAUUUGCGGAAGGGGACUUCGAUUUAUUAACUUAGAAACAAAAGAAGAGAAUUUCUUUGUUCCCGAUAUUUAUAUUGAGGAGCCCGUUUCUUCACAAAACAAUAAUUCUUUCAUUGACGAUCUUGAUGGAGAGCAUGCUGAAGAAGCAACCCAACGAAAGUUAUAUUUGACCGCGGGUGUAUGUGCAGCUGCUUUUAAUCGAAAGAAGGGAAUAUUUGCCAUUGCAGACAGUUAUUCCAGUCCUAAAAUUCGAGUAUAUAAUUCACAAACUUUUGAGCUGUUGAGAGUUCUCUCAGGUGGUGCAGUCAUUGAAUUUUUCGAUUUAGAUUUUUCCAGAGACGGAUCGUAUCUCGUUUCUCUAAGUGGCAUUCCAGAUCAUUCCCUAAAAGUUUGGGACUGGGAAACGGGAAAAAUGAUUGUUGAAGCUAAGGCACCUAAUACAAGCAAAUAUGUCAGCUUUAAUCCAAGAAACAAAAUGCAACUAUGCACUAGUGGUAUUGCCCAUUUGGCUUUUUGGGAAAUCAACUCUUCUAUUGAUAGCUUUGAAUUACAUGCUCUCGAACCGAAAGUCUCGGAAAAUAUCUAUGAAAAAAUUAAAGCAACUGAAAGAUACAGGCACGGAUGGGGCAAAAAUCAUGACAUUCUUUGCGUCACAAGUGAUGGGGAUUUCCUUCACUUUGAAAAUUUCAGCUCCAAUGGUGUAAUACUGGAUUUGGAUGAUUCAAAAGAUUCGAUGCAUGCUAUUGCUGUUUGUAAACACUCAUGUAUUAUUGGAUUAUCGGAUGGAAAUGUGAAAAUUGUCGGGAUGUCUCAUGUAUUAAAUUCUAGCGGGCACUAUGAAGGGCCGGUAUCAAGAAUAAUUAAUUUAGGACACAGAGUAGGAGACGUAACGCAAGUCACUCUCUCUGGCAAUUUUAAACAAAUAUUAGCUGGUACUUCUGAUGGAGGCCUUUUCAGAAUUCAUAUCAAAGGAUUUGAAACAGAAUUUACAACAGAAUUUGAAAUUAUGAAGAAUGAAGCUAACGUUACAAUGCUUUAUGAUUCUCACGUCGGAGCUGUUUCUGGUGCGUUUCAAAUUGAGCCAAAAAAGAUGGACUCUGAAGAAGAUAAGACAAUCUUGACAUCUGUGGGAAUGGAUGGAACUGUUAGAGUUUGGAACUAUAAGCGAAAUAUUUUACUGGCGAAGAGAAAAUUUAAUGCUCUAUUUUCGUGUGCCGAGUAUUCGAACGGAUUACUCUUUGUAGGAUCAACUGUUGGAUUUUUGCGAAUUUUUGAAUUUGAUGACAAAUAUCAACCUAUCCUAAUUUAUUGUCAGCGUUUAAGGUCAGCCUCAAUAACUGGUAUCAAUAUUGGAGGACCCGGUGAAUCAUUGGUUGCCAUUUCUUUUUCAGACUUCCACCUUGGAUUUGUGUAUUUAAGAAGUAGGAAUACUACAUUGGAUCAUGACAAAAACAGCGAGGACAUCGUUGACAUUGACACUUCAUUAGAAGAUGAUGACGAAGAAAUUGCUGUUCUUGGAUUUUGUAAAUUUAGCAACAAAAUUGCUACUCUCUCAUGGGCUUCAAAAAAUGGCCUAUAUGUGGCCACUGAUGUUGGAGACUUGUAUAUGAUUGAACCUCCAACAUCUUUCGAAGAAGUUAUUCUUUUAAAUAACGUUACUAAGGAUUUGUGGAAGCUAGAUUAUCCAUGCUACGGAAUUUCUACUUUCAGCGAUGACCCCUAUCAUAUUUACGCUAUCUCUCAAGAUAAAUCGAUAAAGAUUUAUGAUUUAAAUUUGGAGGAUCGACAAUCUGGAAUCAGCAAUAACGUCAUCACUCCAAGUAGUGAAGUAUUGUGCCAUCACAAAGUUGGUGAAUGCAUCAAGCAGAGUCCAGAUGGUAAUAUUUUGUGUACAGGAGCAAAAGAUGGAGUGGUUUGGAUUCGGGCCGCUCAAACUAAUUUCUAUGAGCAAACAGAUGAUGAAAAUAUUGCACAAAUGCACCCAUUCCACAACUCACAGGAUGGAGGAGUUUCUUGUAUUAGCUUUUCAAGCGAUGGAAAUUAUAUUUUCUCUUCUGGUUAUGAUGGCUCUAUCUAUGUAUAUUGCUUGGAUCCUUCAGAGAAUAUAACAAAAACCACAUUUAUGUCAGCUAUCCCAAAAAGUUCAACAAAAGACAAAUGUGGCCUCAUCUCAGAGUCUGCAGAUGCAAAAACCAUUCUAGAACUAAAAAAGGAUAGCCAUAACAAGUUGGAAAACAUGAUGAAAGAAACCAAAAAGGAACAGUUUAACUCACAAUUGGAAGAGCUUCGAAAACUGUUUAUUUCUAUCAAAGAAGAGAAUGACACUGCCAACGAGGAUGAAAAACUCUCUGAAGAUGAGUUUAUUAUCGAUGAUGAAUUUAAAAAAUUGUUAGAAAAAGAAGGAGAAAAAGAAGCUGAAAAACUGAAAGAAUGCAUGAAAAUUGAAAAUGCCAAAAAGGACAUAAUGGCAAAAAGAAUUAAGAAAGAAUGCUGGGAUUCUAUGGAGGAGCAUGCAACAACGAUUGUUGCGUUCAAAAUGACUUCCGACUAUCAAAAGGAUAGCAAUCUUCUUGAGGUUUCCAAUUAUGUGAUCCGCAAGAAAGAUCCAAAGAAAGAAGUGAUUCUUGGAAAAAUAGCAUUCUUAAGAAGAGUAGAAGAAAUCACCCUAUGUGACAGAAGAAAGGAAUACAUCACAUCCAACAUUGAGGGCGGCGUUCACAAUGAGGACGAUGAAACUGAACCAAUCAAGCGAGCAGAUUCUCGAGUGGGCGAAAAUGGAGAAGCGAAAAUAGAGGAAGGCGAAAAUUUGCUUGACUUUGGUAAAAAGUGGAAAGAAAAUAUUAGAAGCAAGCUUGUAUUGGAUAUGAAUGCAUUGCUAUAUCCUUAUACAGACCUGUAUACUCGACAAAGAAAGGCAACACAAAUUCUUCUUUUACAAGAUAAGGUCGACAAAAUGAUGAAGCAAUUCAACUCUGAUUUCAAGGCUGCUCGUGAUGAAAAGCUCCAAGUUAUCCGAAAAAUCGAAAGAAUUAACGAGGUCAUCACAGACAUUUCGAAGGAACUUUCAAGAUGUUCUGAUUGUCCAGUUAAAAUUGAAAUAUUCGAUCCUAAACUCAAGCCAUCAGAAAAGCCAGAGCAAUAUAUUUUACAAGUCAGUGAAGAGGAAUUACCUGCAAAAUAUGAAUCUUCAGAGCUAUCGAAGCAGGCCGACAAGAAAAAAGACCAAAAUAGCACGGGUCAUGAUAAGGAAGUGAUUCAAAGAGCUUUGAACAUGAUGAUGGAUGGUAAAUUAGAUUUAGACAACACUGAUGUUAAAGAAGAAGAAAUACCAGUUCCAUCUUGCAUCAAUAAGGAAAAAUCUGAAUUAACAGACCAAGAAUUGAAAGAAUUACGAGUGUAUGAGUCUCUUCUCAAGCAAAAGGAAGAAGAAAGAAUCAAGAAGGUGAAACAACUUGAAGCUAAACUCAACAAUUCAAAGCAACAAAUUGAAGACGUAUGUCAAGAAUUUGAUAACAGUCUUAAGCUUCUCUUCUUGAAAAAGCAAGCAAGCGAUCAAGCAUUAUAUGAGAUUGAAUUGCAAAUGGUAAAACUUGCUCAAUCCAUUAUUCAACACGAAGAGUUCGAGAAGGCAGAAAAACAACUCGAAAAAAUCCUAGAGGAUCUCAAAAACAAAAAAGCACAAUCAUCAAGUGCUUUGCAAGAAUAUAGAAAGAGAUACGAAAUUGAAAAAACGGAACAUGACAAACUCUUAAUUGAGGAUCGACAAAUUGAAAGAAGUUUCAAGACCCAAUUCCAACGAGACGUACUUCAAGUUUAUUUUGCUUCAAAUCAACAAUUACUCGCUCAGCAAUACAAGAAGCUCGCACAGCAAAAAAAUCCAUCAGCGACAAGUGAUCUCCAAAAACUGCAACAUGCCAUGAAUAUGAAAAUGAAUGAAAUGAUGGAAAAACUUCAAAAACUCUUUCGAACUCGUAAAACUCAGGGCGCCAACGAGAACUCUGAGAACAACGCCAUGGAGAGUAUUGAUCCGUUUGCUGAUGUCGACGCAAUGGAAGAAGCAAAAAAUAUUCCUCCUCAAGAUCCUCUUGAAAAAGAAAAGUCCAGACCUAUCUUUAUUGCCGAUGAUGAAUUGUGGGAAAAGUUUUGGGAAAUCCGAGAGGCAAAAGUGGAAAUGGACAUGAAUGUCAGAGAAUCACAAUUAAGGUUGGAACAAAUGCAAGCGCAAUUGCAAAAACUAAAAGAGGAGGAUGGUGACCUCGAAAAGAUUAUGAGUAGAGACAUGACUGAGCUUACCGAGUUUAGAGAUCGAAUUGUGACAGAAUCCUAUAACAUGGACAAGAUCUUUAGAUUCAAGCAAGGACAAGUGGAAGUUGAGCAAGCUGCUGUAGUGACUGAUUAUUCAGAUGCCAUUCUCAUUUUCAGAUCCACAGUUGAAGAUCAAAACCAAAACAUUCGUCAACAGGGUCAAGAAAUAGUCAAGCAGCUAACCAAGAUGAAAGAUCUCAAAAAGAAAAUUCGCAAAAUUCAAUGGGAGAAUGAUCUCAUCAACUUUGACACUGAAGAGAUGAUGAUCAAAUUCAAGCGAUUACAAAUGUUAAAAGUCAAGAAAGAAAUGCAAGAAAUCAUCAGGAUGGGCGGAGGUACAGAAGAAAAGAAGAAGUUGGAAAGAGCUAAAUUGCAACGACAAAUCGAUAAUGUCAAGACUGGUCUAGAAAAUGCCAUUGAGGAAAAGAAGAGAAUUCUCAAAAAGAUGGAAGACCUUAUGCAUGUUCGAUACGAAGAGAACACCAAUCUCAUUCGACAAAUUAAAGUUCUGGAACAAGUGGUUGAGGAGAGAAAUCAACUUCAUCAAAUUCAAGCGUCAACCAAUGAAAAGGAUAUGGCUGAUAAACGCAUGAAAGAAUUGAGAUGGGAAAGAAAAUUACAAGACAUUGCCAAUGAGCAGAAACGAGAGUUGGAAAUUUUAACAGACGAACUUGAUCGACUGAAGAAGAGAUCGUUCCCAAGUUUUGCUGUUGUAGAGAGAAGGAAAAUGUAA